Oldenlandia corymbosa var. corymbosa is the source of this 4482-nucleotide messenger RNA. The record is from the annotation of a GenBank genome assembly. NCBI's taxonomy places the organism in Eukaryota, Viridiplantae, Streptophyta, Magnoliopsida, Gentianales, Rubiaceae.
AUGGGUAUGUCUACGGUUUCAUCUAUUUUCCCAUCGUUCUGGUCUAUGCAUCAUCUUGGCUUGGAUUUUCUUGAUCCCAUUUUCUUACGUGAGUUGUCCAGUGUUGUGCACAUCUUUUUGUUACUUUCUCUGAUCAUUUCUUGGUUGUCCAAAAAGAUCAUCCUUCAUAGUGAUCAAUCACAAAAGGGCAGUGUUAGAAUUGCAAAGGUCUCGUAUUAUAAAGCAACCCUAUUGGGUUCUAUAUGUUUAGCUGGGUUUAAUCUUGUGAUGUGUGUUUUGAACAACUUUUAUUGGUACCCAAAUGGUUGGUCUGAUGAGAAGCUCAUAACCUUUACUGAUUUGAGCCUAAAGACUGCUUCAUGGCUGGUCGUUUCAGCAUAUUUAUGUACCCGGGUCUCAAAUUCAGGUGAAAAUAAGUAUUCAAUUGUUCUCAGAGUGUGGUGGGUAGUUUUCCUCUGUUUCUCUUGUUAUUGCUUGGUGAUGGACUUCGUAUAUCUCCGAAAGAAUCCAUCUUUAUCGAGUCUCUUUUGGGCCUCUGACAUUGUUUCAACCGCAAUGAGUUUCUUUUUCUGUUUUGUGGGGUUUAUGCGUAAAGAUGGAGGAAAAAAACCAGAUAACAUUCUCCAAGAACCACUCUUGAAUGGUAAUAUUAGUGAUUCCAGGAACCCUUCAGGGGAGGAAAGUGUUACUCCCUUUGCAAAUGCUAGCAUUUUUAGCAUCCUUACCUUUUCUUGGAUGGGCCCUUUGACUUCUCUUGGCCACAAGAAAACGCUGGACCUUCAGGAUGUUCCUCAGCUUGCCGGUCUUGACAGUGUUAGAGGCGCUUUUCCAAUUUUUGAUGAAAAAUUACAGUCUCAGAGGGGAAAUACUAGUAAAGUUACAACGUUAAUGCUGGUGAAGGGAUUGGUUGCCACUGUGCGGAAAGAGAUACUGUUAUCAGGCCUUUUUGCACUUGUUUGCACACUGGCGUCUUAUGUUGGCCCUUACCUCAUUGAAACCUUUGUUCAAUAUCUUAAUGGACAACAAGAUUUUGAUCAUGAAGGGUAUGUGCUGGUUGCUUUUUUCUUUACUGCAAAAUAUGCUGAAUGCCUGUCACAAAGGCAUGGAGGGUUUAGGUCACAACAAGCUGGAUUUAGAGCAAGAGCAGCUUUGGUGGAGAAAAUUUAUAUUAAGGGUUUAACACUAUCAUUUCAAUCCAAGCAAGAGCAAACAAGUGGGGAAAUCAUCAAUCUCAUGGCCGUAGAUGCCGAACGAAUUAGUGAUUUUGGGUGGUAUAUGCAUCAACCUUGGAUCAUCAUCAUACAAAUUGGUCUAGCACUGGCGCUGUUGUAUAAAAAUCUUGGUCUUGCUUCAAUUGUCACAUUUGUUGCCACUGUUAUUGUCAUGUUGCUUAAUCUCCCUAUAGGGAAAUGGCAAGAAAAAUUCCAAGGUGAACUGAUGAAAUCCAAAGAUAGAAGGAUGAAGAUGACAUCUGAAGUUUUAAGGAAUAUGAGAAUCCUAAAGCUGCAAGCCUGGGAAAUGAAAUUCUUGUCUAAAAUCCAGCAACUGAGGAAGACUGAGGAAGGAUGGUUAAGAAAAUAUUUAUAUAGUUGGGCUAUGGCCAGUUUUGUUUUUGCUGCUUCUCCAACUUUUGUGUCAGUAGUCACUUUUGGUGCUUGUUUCCUACUUGGAAUCCCGCUUGAGUCUGGAAAGAUAUUAUCUGCCCUUGCAACUUUCAAAAUACUUCAAGAACCUAUCUACACUCUCCCUGAUACAAUGUCAACUAUCAUUCAGACUAAAGUUUCUCUUGAUCGAAUUGCUUCAUUUCUUUCUCUUCCUGAUCUUCCUCCAGAUGCUGUACAGAAGCUUCCAAUGGGAAGCUCUAGUUUGGCAAUUGAGAUCAUUGAUGGAAAUUUUACCUGGGAGCUUUCCGCUCCUGGACCAUAUCUCAGAGAUAUUAACAUCCGUGUUUCUCAUGGCAUGAAGGUUGCCAUUUGCGGUGCCGUUGGUUCAGGAAAGUCUAGCCUACUGUCAUGUGUAUUAGGAGAGAUGCCGAAAAUAUCAGGGGCAAUUAAGUUGUGCGGGACAAAGGCCUACGUUGCUCAGUCACCAUGGAUACAGAGUGGGAAAAUUGAAGAGAAUAUUUUGUUUGGUAAGGAGAUGGAAAGAGAAAAGUAUGAUCGUGUUCUUGAUGCAUGCUCCCUAAAGAAAGACCUGGAAAUUCUCUCUUUUGGGGAUCAAACAAUUAUAGGUGAGAGGGGAAUUAAUUUGAGUGGUGGGCAGAAGCAAAGAGUUCAGAUUGCUCGUGCACUAUACCAUGAUGCUGAUGUUUAUUUGUUUGAUGAUCCUUUUAGUGCUGUGGAUGCUCAUACUGGAACUCAUCUGUUUAACGAAUGCAUAUUGGGUUUUCUAUCAGCCAAAACUGUAGUUUAUGUCACACAUCAAGUAGAGUUUUUACCAGCAGCCGAUCUCAUUUUAGUUAUGAAAGAUGGAAAAAUUACACAGGCUGGAAAAUAUGAUGACAUUCUAAAGUCAGAAAGUGACAUUAUGGAGCUUGUGGGCGCACAUCAAACAGCUCUAUCAGUGCUUGAUUCUAUUGAAGGAGGGUCAAGAACUAUUACAGAGGAUGCUGAUUCUUUGCAAAGGAUCCAAAAUUUGCUGAAGAAAGAAAAGAAUGAAGGUGAUGAAUAUGCCAAAACAGGUGAUAUUGUUGAACCCAAAGGGCAGCUCGUUGAAGAAGAAGAAAGAGAGAAAGGUAAGGUUGGAUUUCCAGUUUACUGGAAAUAUAUGACCACUGCUUAUGGUGGGGCUCUUGUGCCGGUGGUACUGUUCUCACUAAUUCUGUUUCAAGUAUUUCAAAUUGGAAGCAAUUACUGGAUGGCUUGGGCUACCCCUCUAUCACCGGAUGAUGCACCUCAAGUGACUGGCUCCACUCUCAUCAUUGUUUAUGCUAGUUUGGCGAUUGCUUGCUGCUUCUGUGCCCUUUCCAGAACAUUGUCUCUGGCAACAGCUGGCUACAAGACAUCCACGAUACUCUUUAACAAUAUGCAUUUCAGCAUCUUUCGAGCUCCAAUGUCCUUCUUCGAUUCCACUCCAAGUGGACGAAUCCUCAAUCGAGCUUCUACUGACCAAACGGCUGCGGAUUUAAGAAUGGCAAUCCUUCUCGGGGCUGUGGCUAACUUGAUAACGGAGCUGUUUGGAAUUAUAGCAGUAAUGUCACAAGUUGCAUGGCAGGUCUUCAUCAUUUUUAUCCCAGUGAUUUCAAUAUCCAUUUGGUUGCAGCAAUAUUAUAUAUCAUCUGCACGAGAACUAUCGAGAUUGAUUGGAGUCUCUAAAGCUCCAGUUAUACAGCACUUUUCUGAGACGAUAUCAGGAUCCAGUACAAUUAGAUGUUUUGAUCAAGAAGUUAGAUUCCAGGAUACAAGCAUGGCACUGAUUGAUGCUUAUUCUCGCCCGAAUUUUCAUAAUGCUGCAGCAAUGGAGUGGCUUUGUGUCCGCAUAGAUGCUCUGGCUCUUAUCACUUUUACCUUGUCAUUGUUAUUCUGGGUGUCAGUCCCAGAGGGAACAAUUGAUCCAAGUGCGGCUGGCUUAGCAGUAACAUAUGGCCUUAAUAUGAACUUCAUACAGUGUAUGGUUGUAUGGGUCAUUUGCAAUACGGAGAACAAGAUCAUAUCAAUAGAGAGGAUGUUCCAGUACAUGGGUAUUCUUAGUGAGCCUCCACUUGUCAUUGCAUCGAAUAGGCCAGACGUCCACUGGCCAUCACUAGGGCAAAUUGAUCUUCAUGAUCUUCAGGUCCGAUAUGCGCCGCACUUGCCACUGGUGUUAAGAGGGCUUACAUGCACUUUCUUGGGAGGGAAAAAGACAGGCAUUGUAGGGAGGACAGGAAGUGGUAAAUCAACACUCAUACAAACACUGUUUCGGAUGGUUGAACCUGUUGGUGGAGAAAUAAAGAUAGAUGGCAUCAAUAUCUCCUCAAUCGGUCUUCAUGAUUUACGCUCCCGAUUGAGUAUUAUUCCACAGGAUCCAACCAUGUUUGAGGGAACAGUGCGCAAUAAUCUGGAUCCACUUAAUGAGUACAAUGAUGAACAGAUUUGGGAGGCUCUGGAUAAAUGCCAGCUUGGAGAUGAAGUUAGGAAAAAGGAAGGGAAGCUUGAUUCUGCAGUUUCAGAAAAUGGAGAGAAUUGGAGUGUGGGACAACGGCAAUUGGUGUGUCUGGGGCGAGUUCUGCUAAAGAAAAGCAAGGUUCUGGUGCUUGAUGAGGCCACAGCAUCGGUUGAUACAGCAACUGAUAAUAUGAUUCAGCAAACUCUGAGGCAGCAUUUCCAUGAUUCCACUGUCAUUACAAUUGCACACCGAAUAACGUCCGUGUUAGACAGUGACAUGGUCUUACUACUUGAUCAAGGUCUGAUUCAAGAGUAUGAUUCUCCAUCAAACUUACUGGAAGUCACUACCUCGGAUUUUGCUAAGCUUGUAGCUGAAUACAGCAUGAGGUCUACAAAAUGA